AUGAGAGACAUCAACGCAGCAACGCAUAACGCAGGCCAGAAAACAAAGCAAGCAAGCAAAGCAACGCAAAAGACAACAAAGAGUUAUAGGAAAUAUAUCGAUAAUCCAAAAAAGAGUAAGAGGAAAUGGCGAAACAAUGAACUCGAACGCGUCAAGAUAACAAGGCAGAGGCAGAUUAAGUCCAAAGACGAGGACGAGGGGAGAACAAGGCCAUGCAGACGCAGAACGGAGCAGAGUAUCACAGUAAACCAGAAGCAGAAGAAGCAGAGCAGGAGAACUAAAUGGAGUAUAUGGACCACGAGAAGGGAAAAGUAA
Molecule: messenger RNA, 315 nt
Organism: Nannizzia gypsea CBS 118893
Lineage: Eukaryota; Fungi; Ascomycota; Eurotiomycetes; Onygenales; Arthrodermataceae
Exons: 1
Coding region: 1-315 (104 amino acids)
Source: RefSeq, a predicted model, not a curated record